This is a messenger RNA of Microbotryum saponariae, 1857 nucleotides long. The record is from the annotation of a GenBank genome assembly. Lineage: Eukaryota; Fungi; Basidiomycota; Microbotryomycetes; Microbotryales; Microbotryaceae.
AUGCCGGGAACGACCCACUACGAGUCCGUUCAAGCUCGCCGACUGGUCAAGAUUGGCAAAGAGUCGGUUGAACACGUGUGUCGCACUCUUCAGACCCACCCGUGACUUGGGCAUGUGGCCGCCGUCGGCCUGUCGCCUCUGGGUUGUGCACGUGAUGCUGGCUUCGCAGCCGUCGCGCCGGAUGCUGACCCUUAUCGCGCCCCGAUCUCGUUCAUGCAGGUGUCCGCCACCGAGUUCCCUGGCCACUACCCUCACGAAGACCAUGCUUGGGACUUUGCUCACUUCCAAGAGCAUCUCGCCGUGACAGUCAACUCGCUCAGUGACCAGGCGAUCGAGUUCGACCUCGUCGGCGUCGACGCCAGCGUUGCCAACGCGUUCAGGCGCAUUGUCAUAGCAGAGGUCGGUCCACCUCGCGUUCAUCUUCUUGUCACAGGCGUAGCCUUCGAGCCCCGCUCGCGUCGGCAAUGCGGCAGCUGUGGUCGGCAGAGCAAGCCACGCCUGGACUCGUCGACCCUUCGCUGCUUGGUUUGGGCGCCUGGGCCCCCCGCUUCUCUGUCACGGGUCGAACAAUCUCUGAUCCGGAGGGGCUUGUCUUGGUCGCCUUUAUGCGUAUUCCAGGUGCCGACAAUAGCAAUCGAGACUGUAUACGUUUGGAACAACACGACGAUUGUGCAAGAUGAGGUGCUCGCGCAGCGGCUGGGGCUGAUACCUCUUCACAUCGACCCUCGCAAGCUGCAAAGCAAGCAAAGUAAGCGGCGGCAGUCGGCGCCCGGGGGCAAUCGACCGCGCACAGGUGUGGCCAUUCGCUCAUCUACAUGGCCCCUUUCCUCGUCAGGCCCAGAAGACGAGCCAACAGACCUCAACACGGUUGUCUUCAAUCUGGUCGCCCGCUGCGAGCGCCGCAAGGACGUCAAGAAGGGAGAGAAGGAUUCUGCUAAGGUCUGGACUGGUACAGAAGGUGCGUCCGCCGCGCCAUCUCCCAAAUACUGCACCUUGAUUGAACACCAGUACCUCUGACCGUCUGAGGAAAGUGCCAUCGCAUUCUGCGCACCGCAGUUCUGUCUUCGCAGUUGGAGUUUGACCCGAAAGGAUCGCAGGCGGAACUCUUCGGCCAUGACACACCGCGGGCUGCCGCCAGCGACAUCCUUCUCGCCAAGAUGCGUGGAGGCCAGGUACGAUGAUGCACCACCACGGAGAUCUACAUCAGACGAAGCCGGGCCGAGCGAGCCGACCGUGACAUGGCCGCAUGCUGACGUAUGUGGAACGACUUUCAUCGUGUGCGCCCAGGAGAUUGUGGCUGAACUUCACUGCAACAAAGGGAUCGGAAAAGACCACGCGAAAUGGUCCCCUGUCGGUGCGUUGUUGACGAAGGCGCAGGGCCGACCAUGGCCCCGCAGAAGCGCACUUAGGGAAUCUGAACUCACUCGUCCCACGCCGGUCAUCGCAGCUACUGCCUCCUAUCGGUUGCUUCCCAGGAUCACACUGAAGCAGGACAUACCCGCAUCAUUGCAUGUCAAGUUCGCUGCGUGCUUCCCGUCUGGAGUCGUAGACAUCUCUUCGGGAUCCGUUCGCAUCGUCAAUGCUCGCGCCGACACGGUCAGCCGGGAGGUGCUCCGUCACGCAGAGUUUGAAGAACUGGUCGAGUUGGGGCGCAUCCGGGACCAUUUCAUUUGUAGGUGGCCGCCGGAGUGUUGACUCGCAUGGCAUCGCUCUGUUGGUGCUUACUCGCCGCUCCUCUCUGCAGUCUCGAUCGAGUCGGCCGGGCAAUACAACCCGGACGAGCUAUUUCCUGCAGCUGGGGACGUCCUCCUGGCCAAGAUCCGAAAUCUGAGGCAGUGCCUCCGGGCCGCCAUGUAG